AUGGACAAGCUCAAGAAGGUGCUGAGCGGGCAGGACGCCGAGGACCGGGGCGGCCUGUCGGAGGUUGUUGAGGCAUCUUCGUUAAGCUGGGGCACCAGAAUAAAAGGCUUCAUUGCGUGUUUUGUUACAGGAAUUCUCUGCUCACUGCUGGGUACUCUUCUGCUGUGGGUUCCUCGCAAGGGACUAGUCCUUUUCAUAGUGUUUUAUACCUUCGGUAACAUCGCAUCACUUGGGAGCACCAUCUUCCUCAUGGGACCAAUGAAACAGUUAAAGCGAAUGUUUGAGCCUACACGUUUAAUAGCAACCAUUGUGAUGCUGUUGUGUUUGGUACUUACUCUGUGUUCUGCCUUUUGGUGGAAAAACAAAGGACUCGCCCUCAUCUUCUGCAUUUUGCAGUCUCUGGCCAUGACGUGGUACAGCCUUUCCUUCAUACCAUUUGCAAGGGAUGCUGUGAAGAAGUGUUUUACUACAUGUCUCGCUUAACACCUGGCCAGUUUUGCAAAGCUUUGGGAGGCACAUUGGAUGGAGGCUGGUGGACAG
Messenger RNA from Elephantulus edwardii (Cape elephant shrew), 540 nucleotides. RefSeq names its product SFT2 domain containing 2 (gene SFT2D2). Gene Ontology annotation, biological process: vesicle-mediated transport. Lineage: Eukaryota; Metazoa; Chordata; Mammalia; Macroscelidea; Macroscelididae. Gene Ontology annotation, cellular component: membrane. The record is from RefSeq and is a predicted model, not a curated record. The coding region runs from base 1 to 483 and encodes 160 amino acids. The transcript has 8 exons.